GUUGGCCCAGGAUGACAGCUGGAGAAUGGAGUCAGUUUUAUCCAAGUAUGAAAAUCAGAUGACUAUUUUCGCUGACUACCUAGAAGAAUUUCCAGAUACAGAUGAGCUGGUAUGGAUCUUAGGGAAGCAACAUCUCCUUACAACAGAAAGACCCCAGCUGUUGUCUGAUGUAAGUUCUCGUCUAUGGUUUACAUACAGAAGGAAAUUUUCACCCAUUGGGGGAACCGGCCCUUCAUCAGAUGCUGGCUGGGGUUGUAUGCUGCGCUGUGGACAGAUGAUGCUAGCUCAAGCCCUCAUCUGCAGACAUUUGGGAAGGGACUGGAACUGGGAGAAACAAAAAGAACAACCCAAAGAAUACCAGCGAAUCCUCCAGUGCUUCUUAGAUAGAAAAGACCGUUGCUACUCUAUCCAUCAAAUGGCACAAAUGGGUGUAGGAGAAGGGAAAUCAAUUGGUGAAUGGUUUGGACCAAAUACAGUUGCACAGGUGUUAAAAAAACUGGCGUUAUUUGACGAUUGGAAUUCCUUGGCUGUUUAUGUUUCCAUGGAUAACACGGUGGUGAUUGAAGAUAUCAAGAAAAUGUGUUGUGUCUUUCCCACGAGUGGCGCCACAGCUGCCGAGAGCCCCCUCGAGCCCUCGGAUGUGUCCAGCCAGAGUAAGAGCACCUCUGCCUGCUGCCCAGCCUGGAAGCCCCUGCUGCUCAUUGUACCCCUUCGGCUGGGCAUCAACCAAAUCAACCCUGUCUAUGUUGACGCCUUCAAAGAGUGUUUUAAGAUGCCACAGUCUUUAGGGGCAUUAGGAGGAAAACCAAAUAACGCCUAUUAUUUCAUAGGAUUCUUAGGUGAUGAGCUCAUCUUCUUGGACCCUCAUAGCACCCAGACCUUUGUGGACAUGGAGGAGAAUGGACUGGUUGAUGACAAGACUUUCCAUUGCCUGCAAGCCCCGCAGCGAAUGAACAUCCUGAACCUGGAUCCUUCCGUAGCAUUGGGAUUUUUCUGCAAAGAAGAAAAGGACUUCGAUAACUGGUGUCGCCUUGUUCAGAAGGAAAUCCUAAAGGAGAAUUUAAGGAUGUUUGAACUAGUUCAGAAGCAUCCAUCACACUGGCCGCCCUUUGUACCGCCAGCCAAGCCAGACGUGACAACCACUGGGGCAGAAUUCAUCGAUUCUACUGAACACCUAGAUGAGUUUGACCUGGAGGAAGAUUUUGAGAUUCUGAGCGUCUAGAAUCAUGGGAACUGAACUUGGAGCUCUGUCUUUCAUCUGGCACCAUAUGAACAUGAACUCAUUACAGAAAACGUUUCCAGUCAGCAAGUGCCUGAUAUGCCAAUAGCAUACAAAUUGGUAGCAAUCAUGGCUGAGCCAAUCAACCUUUUUCAGGAAGAAAGAAACAACCCCAACCCAGCGAUAGCCCUUCCCCAGAGCGUAUGAGCAUGCCGUAGUUGGGGAGACCAGGAGCAGAGAAACUAAAGAGGCUCCCCAGCUUGUCUUCAUGUGGCUAAAAGUCUCCAGUAACUGGAAGGAGGAAGCAGACGUCUUAAUAGAGACGGCAGUUCACAUCUUGCUUCAAACACUAGCAAAUGAGAUAGUUCCUCCGGUUCCUUCACCUACUCAGGUGUGGCUUCUUUGGGGCUAAAAACUAUGAAGCAAUCGGUUCACUUGGUCAAAUAAUUUAUUGAACUAAUCAGGAA
Molecule: messenger RNA, 1686 nt
Organism: Echinops telfairi (small Madagascar hedgehog)
Lineage: Eukaryota; Metazoa; Chordata; Mammalia; Afrosoricida; Tenrecidae
Gene: ATG4A
Product: autophagy related 4A cysteine peptidase
Exons: 13
Coding region: 26-1222 (398 amino acids)
Molecular function (GO): protein-phosphatidylethanolamide deconjugating activity
Source: RefSeq, a predicted model, not a curated record